Messenger RNA from Amoebophrya sp. A120, 2781 nucleotides. The record is from the annotation of a GenBank genome assembly. Lineage: Eukaryota; Dinophyceae; Syndiniales; Amoebophryaceae.
AUAGAAUCUAUUUCGGAGCGCGGUGACAGGAGUUUCCGUAUCUGUUUUGGAAAUGAAGCCAAAAGACGUUUAUCGUACACACAAUGGGAAUAAGGAAGACGAAGUGGCGUAGAGGACCGACGUAGUAAUGGAAAUAAGGACAAUUGGCGUAGACGACGCAGUGGAAGCACGAACUAUUGACGGGUGGUUUUUGAUGCACGUCGGCAGUAGAGUUGAGUAGCCUGUUGCCGCUCAUCCGCUACAUCAACAUCAGCUGGCUAAACUUUAGAGAGCUGCACAUAUGUGGACUACAUGUCUGUGCAGUGAAAGAAAAAAAAAAAAUGGUACCUACUGGUACAAUGAUAAGGUGGCCUACUUGUCGCAUUUACGCUUCCUCCACUUGCGCGCAAGCAUCGAGCAAAGUUUGUGGGGUGAAGGGAAGUAUUUGUCUGGGCAUGUCUUUCAGAAAGACAAAGGGAGGCUACUGGCACAAAAGAAAAACACGACGUGUGGGUGUUCGCAACCCGAAGAACUACAGCAUCAAUAUAUAAGGUGGUAGUUAGCAGCACUACAACAACUCAAAUUCAUGAAAAUCUUCUUUCCACCACUUCUCGUCCAAGAACAAGAUCCAAAGCGACUGCUGCUCGGUUAUUUCUAGGUCGUCGGUUGUAGCAGCUUCAAUAAUUAUGAUCAAUGAAUAGGAAUUGGCAGUGUCCGUGACUAGGCCCGCAGACAAAUGGAUCACGAAGUGCGAACGUGCUCUUUCUAUCGGUGCCGGUGCUCAGCACAAAUGGAGCACGACCACAAAAGAUCAUCCACUGGAAAUGACGAGACAAUGUUGAAUUUCAUCCGGUGCACAGAUCGUUGAGUGCCUCUUCGUCACCGACUCCUAGAAUUUCCCACUUCAUCAAAAACAACCGCGCCAGCAUAAUAACACUCGUCUACCUACAACUUCUCCAUCGGAAAGUAAGCUGCAGAAGCUUCAUUCCUUUCUGUAUUUCCAAAUUUUACCACUUCUCUUCAAACCAAAAACCACAAACAAAGCCUAAGGCUCUUCGAUACAACGACAUUCUCUCACGAGCAGAGCGCAUCGUAGGAAUUGAAACUGCAAAGUGGUCCGAAAGAGCCCAAUUUUGAUAUUCUAGCGAAGAGUGAUAAGUACUUCGAGACUCCAUUCAAAAUGGUCGUAGCUAUGAAAAAAUCCGCUGCCUUUGCGGCCGCGUUGGCGCUGUUUUCUGCCACGAAUUCCGUCGAGGGGCGCGAGUUGCUGUCGUUUCUCAACCGCCGCAACGAGGCCAACACAGCGGACGACGAGAACUCGUCCUCGACCUACGCGAGAAUGAAGCCGCACUUGCCUCGACGCUCUUUGCUGGGAAGUAAAACCCAUGGCAUGAGGAAACCUUCUUCGAACAACAUGGACGAGACAACUGCGAACUACAAGGAUCAAGAUUCGCUCGGUGACGAAGACAGUAACAGUAUGGAUUUUGAUGCAUCGAAUGCUGCCGCGGCCGCUCCGGCUGAGGAUUACCAGAACGGCCAAUCUCCCAUGAUGGUUGGUGGCAUGGGUGGACUUCCGCCGAAGGAAUUGCAGCAAAAUGACGAAGGCGAAGGGGGCAGCAACGACGCCGUGCCGUCUGCGAAUGAUGCCGCGGCCGCUCCGGAGGUGGAGCAGCAAAACGGCCAAUCUCCCAUGAUGGUUGGUGGCAUGGGUGGACUUCCGCCGAAGGCAUUGCAGCAAACUGACGAAGGUAGCAGCAACGUGAGCGACAUGAUGAUGUUUUCGAAUGAUGCCGCGCCCGCUUCGGCUAAGCUGCAAAACGGCCGCUUUCGCAUGAAGCUUGGUGGUAUGGGUUCACUGCCGCCGGCGGAAUUUCAAAAUAACGGAGUUGACAGUGAUGAUAUGGGUUUGGAUUCUGCCGCGCCCGCUCCGGCCGAGCAGCAACGCGUGCGCGGCCAUCCUCGCGUGAUGGUUGGUGGCAUGGGUGGACUGCCGCCGAAGGAAUUUCAAAAUAACAAUGUGCUUUCGAUCAAGAAACAGGGUGCCGAAAAAGCCGGUGAUGCCGCCGCCGAGGAAGACGACUUCGACAACGGUGAAAACUGAUCUCGUCACGGAAGAACGGGACUUGGGUUCGUCAUCGUCUUGAACAGUUUUAUGGAAGAUCAUGAAGUGCCUCGCUCAGCCUCCUUUAUCACGAGGAGCUAGAAGAGCAUUUGGUCUGUACGUUGUACCGGCACUUCACGAGCCUGAAGUGACGCUAAGGGUUUGUGCUGUGUGUUUUGAUCGCCAAUUGACAGGCGCCCAGAGAAAAAGUACGCGAAGAAACUCCGCAUCCUCCUGGGCAAGUACUGAUUCGAAGUCGGCGAUGAAACACAAUUCACAAAAAGAUAUAAAGAAGAAGCAACAAUCGCAGACUGCUGAGCCUCCUUAUGUAAGGAGCGCCGUCGUGACUGUGACCACAACAAUCUGUGUACUAUGCGUUUUGGAAAUGAAGUGAGAGAUUUUUAUCGCACCAUAAAUGGAGAACAGAAGUCGUAGUAGGGGUACGAAUUUAUUGACUGUCGACGGUCUACUUGUUAGCACACCAGCUGCAGACUGGCCUGUCGCCGGUCAACCACUACAUCUUGUCGCCAAAAAGAACUUGAUGCACGUUCAUGUAUUUUUGCGAUGCAUUUAUUGACCUGGCUGCAGAUGUUGAAGUACUACAUGUAGGAUUAGAUGAUUGUAUUUGUAAAUCGCCCGACAUGAACUACAUGUCUGUGCGGUGACGAGACGGGAAGUAGUACAAAUAAAUGAAGUAACAU